ACUGCCGCCCCCCUCUGGACCACCUCCUCAGUCCCUGCUCACCACCCAGCCUUCCCUCCUCUGCCCUCCCCUCUUUGUCCUCACCAGCUCCUCCCCUUUUGUGCCCCUCCUCCCCUGCCUUUCCCCACCCCCCACCCUCCCGACGAUGAAGAGGCAAUGAUGACAGCGACAAUGACGAGGACAACCCCAAUGACACAGACUCUGCUCCCCAUGACACCACUCUGACAAGGCUGCCACCCAGAAGAGGCCACCGCUGCAGACAAGGCUGCUCGUGGCUCGGGGUGGUGAGGCAUUUUGUGGCAAGGCUGCUGGCGGGUAGGGGGCCGUUGGCAUCUCAGGGCUGCUGGCAUCUCGGGACCACUGGUGUCUCGAGGCUGCAGGCAUUGGGACUGCUGACAGCUGGACCACUGGUCUUAGGACCGCUGACUUCUCAGGGCUGCAGGUGCAGACAGCUGGACCGCUUAGGUCUCGGGACUGCUAGAGGCGGUACAGGUGGUACUGCAGGCAGCUGGAGGCUGUGGGCGGCUUGGGGCCGCAGGCAGCUCGGGGCCGCUGGCGGCUGGCGGCUGCAGAGAGCGCCUCGAGGCCGCCAGAGGUGGAACCACAGGCUGCUUGAAGCUGCAGGCGGCCGCUCAGGGCCGCAGGCGGCUGGAGGUUGCAGAUGGCAGCCCAGGGCUGCCUGAGGCAGAACCAUAGGCGGCUCAAAGCUACAGGAGGCUCGGGGCCGCCGGAGGUUGGAGACUGCCGGCAGCGGUUAUAGCUCUUACAAGAGCUGUUCCAGCUCCUCCAGUCGGCGGGCUCUUCCGUUCUCCUGGACUCUUUCUUCUGCUCCCGCCACAGCUCAACUGCGAGCCUCGCACAGCGACCUUUAUGUGGUUGGUUGAACCCCGCCCCUACCCAGGUGACCAAUCGGAUCUCUAUUCACUCUAGUGGCUAUAGGUGCGCCCCACCGAUUGGACAUCUCUACCCAGCCUGCCCCGCCCCUACAUCCGGGCUCCACAAGCACGUUCCUCGGGAGCGGCAGGCCCUCACAGUACAGUUCUGGUGUAGUCAGAGAACAUAUUCAUUCGGGAGGGAAAGAGCACGAGGUGAGGGGGAGGGGCCGAGGGAGAAGGAGACGCAGGCUCCCCGCUGGGCAGGGAGCGCCCGCUCUGGGCUCAGUCCCAGGACCCUGGGGUCGGACCGAGCGGAGCGCAGGCAGACGGGGCGGCCGAGCCGCCCAGACGCCCCGGAGGGCGCAUCCUCAGGGAUUUUAACCCUUUAACACUUACCGGGACCUGUUUUAUGCCCCGCCUGCCUUCGGUCUUGCUGGAUGUCGCAGGUGCCGCAUGCCACGAUUUAUACACAAACAUGGUUUGCCUGAUUGUUGCAGUCUGGGCCUGGAACAAUUUUAAUUAAUGGGAAAAUGGUCCUCAAAACAGUGAUUAGACCUCUUCAGGUACAACAAGAUAAAAGCCUGAUAAUUUGGAUGGAGUACUCUUCUUAAAUGUCUAUUCUGUGCCUGGCAGCCAAUGGGAGAGCGGGGCCGUCUCCCACCUGAUCCGAUGAGUAAUUAAGAGAGGGCUUUUUCUUCCUACCUCUCCCCUCCCUCCCCUCCCCACUGGAGCUUAACAGGUUGGUGGUAUAAUUUGGAGACUUUAAGGGGUGUCAUGCUAGGGGCUUAGGCAAGGGCCCUGCAUCUUCUCUCCAGCUCCCCAGACACUGCCCAGCUGGGUUUGAAAAGCCGGCAAGUGAGGGGAGGAAGGAGGUGGUGGCAGGAGAGAGGUGACGCUUCUCAGCCAAGUUUGAGAGGGGCCUGUGGCCAUGAGCGAGCCAGGCAGCCAGAAGAGCAGCGACGGCACUGUGUCUCGCCUCCUCAACGUGGUGGAAAGUGAGCUACAGGCCGGGAGGGAGAAAGGCGACCCUACGGAGAAGCAGCUUCAGGUCGUCCUGGAGGAUGCCCCUCUCUGGCAGAGAUUCAAGGAAGUCACUAACGAGAUGAUCGUGACCAAGAAUGGCAGACGGAUGUUCCCUGUCCUCAAGAUCAGUGUCACGGGGCUGGACCCCAAUGCUAUGUACUCCCUCCUGCUGGACUUCGUCCCCACGGACGGUCACCGCUGGAAGUAUGUCAACGGGGAGUGGGUGCCCGCGGGCAAGCCGGAGGUCUCCAGCCACAGCUGCGUCUACAUCCACCCAGACUCCCCCAACUUCGGAGCCCACUGGAUGAAAGCUCCCAUCUCCUUCAGCAAAGUCAAGCUCACCAACAGGCUCAACGGAGGCGGGCAGAUCAUGCUGAAUUCUCUGCACAAGUACGAGCCGCAGGUGCACAUCGUGCGGGUCGGGGGCGCGCAUCGGAUGGUGGCGAACUGCUCCUUCCCCGAGACCCAGUUCAUCGCCGUGACGGCCUAUCAGAACGAGGAGAUAACAGCUCUCAAAAUCAAGUACAACCCUUUUGCCAAAGCCUUCUUGGAUGCCAAGGAAAGGAGUCACCUCAGAGACGCUCCUGAAGCUGUGUCUGAGAGCCAGCGCGUGGCCUACUCUCACCUGAACUUGAUGGAGAGCUCGAGCAGCAACCUGCAGGUGUUCUCCGCAGCGGACAGCUGGACCUCCUUGUCCUCCGCGCCGCACACCAGCAUCCUGCCCGUCCCGCACACUAGCGGCCCGCUCAACCCAGGGCCUAGCCCCUACCCGUGCCUGUGGACCAUCAGCAACGGCGGCGGAGGUCCUGCCGGGCCUGGCCCAGACGUGCACGCCAGCUCCCCGGGGACCUUUCUUCUGGGGAGCCCAGCUGUGACUUCACCCCUCUCCGCCCAGGCACCCAGUUCAGCGGGUGCCGAGGUUCUGGGGGAGCCCUCGCUGACCAGCAUCGCCGUGUCCACCUGGACAGCGGUGGCCUCACAUCCCUUCUCGGGCUGGGGUGGCCCGGGGAGUGGGGGGCGCCAUUCUCCCUCCUCGCUGGAUGGGUAAGCCGGAUCCUGGGGAGGGGUCAGCGGAGAGCCCUGUCUGUACAGAGCGUUUAGAAGCCCCACCUCUGCGUCUAGUGAGUUAGACAGCCGGGUCUCCCCACCCAGUGAGCGCAGGGUGGAGGGGUUCCGGGAGGUGGUUUAGUUUGGAGAUGCUCUCUGGUUUCUUGUCCCACACCCGUUUUCUCGGCAGCCCGUCGGUGACAUGCUUAGGUAACUGGGGUUCACAGGGCACCUUCCUUGGCUCUGCUGCUUACUUUCAGAUGAUUCUAGAAGGCCUCACCUCCUGCUUGCUGUUCCAUGGAGGUGGUGCGAAGCUCUUCAGCGAGCUCCGCGUCUACCUGCACUGCGCCUUCCUGGCCUUGGGCAGCCCUGGGAAGUCUCUGCAGCCCCGGGGUUUCUGCUUGGACACCAGGAAAGAGUGCAAGCCCCGGAGUGACGUUCCGGAGAAGAGAGGCCAUCACGCGUUACAGCAAUGCGCCUGGAGUUUAGAAAGCGAGGUCAUGUCCUUCCCUUGCUCAGAAACCUUCCGUGGCUCACCAUGGCCCACAGAACGAAGUCCUACCCGACUCGGAGGACACCCCCACUUCCUGGCCUCAGCCCCUGCUCCCAGCUUCAGUUCCCUCCGUCAUCCCGGGAGAGGCCGACAUGUCAGGGGACCCUCCCAUCCCCCUGCCUUCCCUGUGCCUGAGACGGCCUUCUCUGGUCAGCCCCAUCCGUGUGAAUCCUGCCCAUCCCCGGGGACUGGCCGGAGGGCCCGGCCAAACACCCAGGGUGCCUCGGCACACGUGACCUUGCCCGGCUGCCUGCCUUCCCACGGGUCCUGCCUCUUUCUGGAGCUCGCCCCCCGCCCCCGUGUUUUUGUUUGCCUGUGAGCGUGUCUGUCCCCCACUAGACUGUGAGCCCUUGAGGGCGAGGGCUAGCCUUCUGUCUUUGUACCCCACAGCACCUGGAACUGUGCCUUGUCCCUAGU
Messenger RNA from Mustela lutreola (European mink), 3915 nucleotides. RefSeq names its product T-box transcription factor 19 (gene TBX19). The transcript has 8 exons. Gene Ontology annotation, biological process: positive regulation of DNA-templated transcription; cell fate specification; mesoderm formation. The record is from RefSeq and is a predicted model, not a curated record. Gene Ontology annotation, molecular function: DNA-binding transcription factor activity, RNA polymerase II-specific; RNA polymerase II cis-regulatory region sequence-specific DNA binding. Lineage: Eukaryota; Metazoa; Chordata; Mammalia; Carnivora; Mustelidae. Bases 1804 to 2946 code for a protein of 380 amino acids. Gene Ontology annotation, cellular component: nucleus.